Papilio xuthus (Asian swallowtail) is the source of this 483-nucleotide messenger RNA. RefSeq names its product keratin-associated protein 19-2-like. Lineage: Eukaryota; Metazoa; Arthropoda; Insecta; Lepidoptera; Papilionidae. The record is from RefSeq and is a predicted model, not a curated record. The coding region runs from base 13 to 483 and encodes 156 amino acids. The transcript is spliced from 2 exons.
AGUAUUUUUUGUAUGGCAACUAGUCUUCUCUUUUUCAAACUAAAGUCAGCUAUGUCAGUUACUAUGAAGAUUGCGAUUUUCUUUUGUUUGUUUGCGUUUGCACACGCUAGACAUCGAGGUAUAUUCGCAUUCGGUGCAUCUAAUCUUGGAACAAACCUAGGACAAGCAGCAGGACUUGGCUAUAGUGGCAAUCUGGGCAUUAAUUACGGCACAAAUUUGGUAAAACGGCGCCAUCGUUACGGCUGGCAAGGUUAUGCACCCGGAUACUCUGGGGGAUAUAUCGGCCUUGGUGGAUUUGGUGCAAAUUCAGCCUACCCCAGUCAAGGGUUACCUCCUAUUGUAAAUACAGUUACACCAAACCCACCCUAUAAUCCAGGAUUCAUUGGCAAUGGGGCAUAUGCCUCAGCAGGACCUUUAGGGAGCCCAAAUUAUGGAGGUUAUGGUUACGGUGGAAACGGAUAUGGCUAUGAAAAUAACUGGUAA